This is a messenger RNA of Aureobasidium vineae, 1450 nucleotides long. NCBI's taxonomy places the organism in Eukaryota, Fungi, Ascomycota, Dothideomycetes, Dothideales, Saccotheciaceae. The record is from the annotation of a GenBank genome assembly.
UACCAUCACCAUGUCUUCAGGCUUCGAGGAGACGACUUCUUAUGUAUGCGGUAGCGAGUUGCUGAAACGCCAAUUCCUGUUUUCACCUGGCUGGAGGAAUCUAAACCAUGGUAAGGAUCUGCCCUCAUCGCGAAGCAUCAAUGCUUCUGGUUCUAGAAACCAUACACUUGUGUCCGUCGUCUUCGGCGCCAGCUCCACCCACACCUGUCGCGGAACCAAGAUCUUCGGCACUUUCCCUCGUACCGUGAGAGACGCUCUAAGACAGUCUCAAGACGGAUGCGAGGCAAGACCCGAUAGCUACAUUCGCUUCGCCUAUCCUGAAGCGUUAGACGUAUCGAGGCAGGCCGUCGCAAAUUUGGUCAAUGCUCCUGUUGAUACCUGCGUCUUUGUGCCCAACGCCACGACUGGAGUAAACACCGUCCUACGCAGUCUGAAGUUUGCAGAAGGAGACGUCAUUCUGUACUUUGCCACGAUUUAUGGAGCAUGCGAAAAGACAGUUGCCUAUAUCACAGAAACAACCGCUGCCGAGUCAGUCAGGAUCGAUGAUCACAUCUACCCUGUGUCGGAUGACAAGCUAUGCGACGCGUUUGAGAAGGCAAUCGCUCGGACCAAAGCCUCCGGCAAGCAGCCUAAAGUAGCCAUUUUCGAUACCAUCGUCUCUUUGCCUGGUGUACGCGUUCCUUUCGAACGUCUGGUCUCUGUAUGCCGGUCUCAUGGCAUCUUGUCGCUUGUAGAUGGUGCUCAUAGCAUCGGCCACAUCCCCCUUGAUCUCGCACAGCUUGAUCCAGACUUCUUCAUCACAAACCUUCAUAAAUGGUUAUUUACGCCAAGAGGUUGCGCCCUACUCUAUGUUCCCGAGAGGAAUCAGGGUCUUAUUCGGUCUACACUGCCGACCAGUCACGGUUUUACCCCUUUGCCCAGCGGUGGGGCUAGGAUCAACAACCCUCUGCCGCCCAGCGCAAAACCCGCUUUCGCUGUCAAUUUCGAAUUUGUCGGAACGGUGGACAAUGCACCGUAUAUAUGCGUGCCUGCUGCUCUCAAAUUCAGGGAGACUAUUACAUGGCAAGGCAAGAGCGGUGAGGAUGCAAUCAUCAGCUUCACGCAGCACCAAGCACGCGAGGCAGGCAAGCUAGUGGCCGAGAUUCUGUCCACUGAGGUGAUGGAGAACGACCAAGGCACUUUGGGCAUAUGCAAUUUUGCAAAUGUUCGGCUACCCCUUGACCCCACCGCUCUAGCAGGUGGUGAAACUGGGAAGCCAGUGAAAAUCGCCCAGUGGAUCUCGGCCACGCUGGUUGAGGAGUACAACACCUUCAUCGCCAUCAUUUUCUACGGAGGCUCUUUUUGGGUCAGGCUCAGUGCGCAGAUUUACCUCACCAUGGAGGACUGGGAUUGGGCCGGCAAGGUUCUGAAGCAGGUCUGCGAAAGGGUCAGCAAGGGGGAGGCUUCGGGA